AUGGCCGAUGGGAAGAGCUCCACAGGGAGCGGCAGAGCCUUGCAUGCCGAGAACAUUGACUAUGUCGCCCAGCAAGACACUUUCACGCCCCGUCGCUCGCAUCUCACAGCUGCCGAACGUGCGAGGCGCAAUCUCAACGCCAAACUCGCCAACCCUCUCGCCGGCUACACGCACGACGAGCUGAAGAAGCAGGGUCUCCGAUUUAGCAUCACCCACCAGAUGGGCGACGAGGAGGAUAUCAGGGCCUUUGAGAUGGGCGCCGUGCUGGCCCAGGCUCCCGAGAAGUUCGAGGAAAUCGAGGGCUUGACGGAGAAUGAGCUGCGCGUGCUGCGCAAAGAGUUCACGAACCGGUGGUCUCAGCCGCCGCUGAUGUAUGUGGUGAUUGUGAUAUGUUCGAUCUGCGCGGCUGUCCAGGGAAUGGACGAGACGGUGGUCAAUGGGGCACAGGUCCUUUACAAGUAUCAAUUCGGCAUUGGUAAUGCCGAUGCUCGCUCGACCUGGCUGGUGGGCCUGCUCAACUCGGCGCCCUAUCUGUGUUGUGCUUUGGCGGGUUGUUGGCUGACGAUUCCAUUCAACCACUGGUUCGGUCGACGGGGUACGAUAUUCAUUACGUGUGUCAUCUCGACACUGGCUUGUGUCUGGCAGGGCUGUGUCAACACUUGGUGGCACAUGUUCAUCGCCCGAUUUGUCCUGGGAUUUGGUAUCGGUCCGAAAUCCGCAACAGUGCCCAUCUACGCCGCGGAGUCGAGUCCACCGGCCAUUCGAGGAGCCUUGGUGAUGCAAUGGCAAAUGUGGACAGCGUUCGGCAUCAUGUUUGGGUAUGCGGCAGAUCUAGCCUUUUUCGAAGUCCCUGACCCGCCAAAUAUUAUCGGGCUCAAUUGGCGUCUGAUGAUGAGUUCAGCAAUGUUCCCCGCUUUGAUUGUCUUGCUUUUGGUAUUUUUCUGUCCCGAGUCACCGCGCUGGUACAUGAGCAAAGGCCGUUUCGACAAGGCGUAUCAAUCGAUGUGUCGGCUCCGUUACACGAAGCUACAGGCAGCGCGAGAUGUUUACUAUAUUUACACCCUGCUCGAAGCCGAGACGAGCAUGAAACUUGGCCAGAAGAAGUUGGUAGAGUUGAUUUCCGUGCCUCGAAAUCGCCGUGCUUUAAUUGCGUCAGAGUUGGUUAUGUUUCUGCAGCAGUUCUGCGGCGUCAAUGUCAUUGCCUACUACUCGUCAGAAAUAUUCUUGCAGGCGAACUUUUCGCCCAUUUCCGCUUUCAGUGCUUCCCUAGGGUUUGGCGUUGUCAACUGGCUCUUCGCCAUACCAGCUAUAUACACAAUCGAUACAUUUGGGCGCCGUAAUCUACUCUUGUCGACAUUUCCCCUCAUGGCGCUUUUUAUGUUUUUUACCGGCUUUAGUUUCUGGAUACCAGAAACUCACCAUACGGCCCGCCUAGCAUGCAUAUCCCUGGGCAUGUUCCUGUUCGGUGUAGUCUACUCGCCAGGAGAAGGACCGGUUCCGUUCACCUAUUCCGCAGAGGCCUAUCCACUGUACGUCCGAUCGUACGGGAUGUCUCUGGCAACAGCAACCACCUGGUUCUUCAAUUUUAUUCUCGCCAUCACAUGGCCGUCCUUAUCAGCCGCGUUUUCGACUCCCGGCGGGUUUGCCUGGUACGGUGCAUGGAACGUGAUUGGAUGGUGGCUCAUACUAAUGUUUAUGCCUGAGACAAAGGGCAAGACUCUCGAAGAACUCGACCAGGUCUUCUCCGUACCAACCCGCUUCCAUGCGGCAUGGGGUCUGCGCCAGAUCCCGUACUUUGUCAAGCGAUACAUCUUCCGGAGAAAAGUCAAGGCGGAAGUUCUGUAUGAGAAGGAAGAUGUCGUUCAGCCAGAGCAGGCUAUGUAUAGAGAACUGAGGAUGAUUGCUUAA
Messenger RNA from Talaromyces proteolyticus, 1908 nucleotides. RefSeq names its product putative MFS sugar transporter. Gene Ontology annotation, molecular function: myo-inositol:proton symporter activity. NCBI's taxonomy places the organism in Eukaryota, Fungi, Ascomycota, Eurotiomycetes, Eurotiales, Trichocomaceae. The transcript has 3 exons. Gene Ontology annotation, cellular component: membrane. Bases 1 to 1908 code for a protein of 635 amino acids. Gene Ontology annotation, biological process: transmembrane transport. The record is from RefSeq and is a predicted model, not a curated record.